This is a messenger RNA of Tupaia belangeri chinensis (Chinese tree shrew), 1118 nucleotides long. It is a transcript of the gene MRPL57, whose product is annotated as mitochondrial ribosomal protein L57. The transcript is spliced from 2 exons. Gene Ontology annotation, cellular component: mitochondrial ribosome. Lineage: Eukaryota; Metazoa; Chordata; Mammalia; Scandentia; Tupaiidae. Gene Ontology annotation, biological process: mitochondrial translation. The coding region runs from base 109 to 417 and encodes 102 amino acids. The record is from RefSeq and is a predicted model, not a curated record. Gene Ontology annotation, molecular function: structural constituent of ribosome.
AAGUCUCGCGCGAAAACUCCAGGAAAACCGGCGAGGUGGUUGCACUUCCGCCAUCGCUUCAGAGGGUUGCUGGCUGGACGCCGACACUCAAGGGGCUUUGUUGGCAUCAUGUUCCUGACCGCGCUCCUCCUGCGCAACCGCAUUCCCGGCAGGCAGUUGAUCGGGAAGCAUCGGCGGCCGCGCUUCGUGUCUUCGCAGGCGAAGCAGAACAUGAUCCGUCGCCUGGAGAUCGAAGCAGAAAACCACUACUGGCUGAGCAUGCCAUACCUGACCGAGGAGCAGGAGUACGGCCACGCCGCGGCGCGCAGGGCAGAGGCCUUCGAGGCCAUCAAGGCGGCCAGCACUUCCAAGUUCCCUCCGCAUAGAUUUGCUGUAGACCAGCUCAGCCAUCUCAAUGUCUCUAAGAAAUGGUCCUAACCCUGUGGUUUGGUUUAAUGGAUCACUGGGCCGCCCUGUCCUUACCUGCCCUGGAACUAAAAAACUGGAGCUUCCAAAACAGUGUGAGCUUUUGCUCAUAGUCUUAUUAAAACAAACACGAACAUAGUGAUGUGCAUUUAACUCUCUAAUCUUAAAAGUAUAGUUGUCUAAACUUUCUUUAGCUGGAUAGACGGUAUCAGAGAUUUCCUGUGCCAUAAAUGCUGCAUAAUUAUAAACUUGCAGUAAAGCCACAAAUUAUAAUUUGGGGUCCAUGCUUGCGUCAACAGUUGAGAUACUUGGGGAGUUUGAUCGUGCAAUGUCAAUUUUGCUUGUCUUCUGUCAAUAAUUGCCUACAUUUAAAUGGAGGAGCCAGCUGGUGUCGUGGUUAAGGCCGCUGGAUUCGACAUAGCUGACUCUGCCCUUUUGAGUCCUGGACCCAGCUACUAGAACAACAUACUAGGUGCGUGUGUUUGGGUGCCCAAAAUCCCUGGAGGAAAAAGGACUGCCACCCUCCUCCCCAUGUGUUGUCUCACCCCCCUCUCCUGUAAGUACAUGUUCCUUACAGCAGAAUGUUUUUUAAAAUUAAAAAAAGAAAAGUGGAAACAUGACCAUUUUAAGUAUACCCCUAAAAACAUUUUCUUUUGGUAUUUGACUACAAAAAAUGGACAUUUAAAUUAAUAAAGAGUAUUUAUCAGAACUGG